GACGCUUAGUAGCAGAGCAGCUUCUCUACUGACGGGACGCUUGUUUCGCUUUUUUUUCUCGACCUUGUAAACAACUGUAGCAGAAAAACUGCUUUCAUUUUGACAACUAUAGUUGUAGCGAGUGAACAGUAUCAUCACACACGCACGACGAAAAAGGAGAGAGAGAAAAAGAGAGAAAAAAUGGAUGAAGGCGAUUCUCAACAAAAGACGCUUACUCUUCUCAUAAAAACGCCCAACCAGGCACAGGAAGACCAACGUGUCGAUGGCGUCUGUCUGAACUGGACUAUAAAGGAACUAAAAACACAUUUAUCGGCUGUCUACACAACCAAACCGGCUGUGAGCGACCAGAGGCUGAUCUAUGCUGGUAAACUGCUGCCUGACCACCUGCACAUUAAAGAUCUCUUCAGACAGACCGACUCCAUUCCCACGCUGCACCUGGUGAUUGCGUUCAGGAAUGCACCCCAGGGAUCACCGGGUGCUAGACCGAAGACCUCUAGUCCAAGCCCUGCAUCAGACUCCGCUUCACCCACUACCAGCAGCUCCUCCUCCACAGCCCAGACACCCAGCACACCAGAGCUGAGGCAGAGGAGACAGACGUCCACGCCAGCUCACACACAGACCCCUGCCGCGUCCUUUACACAAACUCCCGCAUGGCCUCCCGCUGCAGUGCCUGGAGCACCACAGAUGACCCAGCCAGCCUUCCCCACCUACUCUCUGUACAGCCCUCAACAGCUGCUGUGGCUCCAGCAUGUCUACGCCAGGCAGUAUUACAUGCAGUAUCACGCAGCUUUGGCAGCAGCGGGCACCGUUCCCUCUGCGCCGGCCGCCACCGUCGCCCAGUACCCUCCUGUCCCCCCCCACCAGGUACCUGUCCCAGCCCCCUUAGCCAAUCAGAACCCCAUCGACAACCUGCCCGCAAAUCCGAACCCGGCGCAGGACGGCGCCUUCAUCAAUCCCGGGGCGGCCAACCAGAACAUGCGAAUGAACGCGCAGGGCGGGCCCGUAAUGGAGGACGAGGACGACGUGGAGCGUGAUUGGCUGGACUGGUUGUACUCCGCUGCCAGAUUCGGCGUCCUGGUCGUGAUCGUGUAUUUCAACUCCAACCUGACUCGGUUCCUGCUGGUGAUGAGCACCCUCCUCCUCAUGUACCUACACACCACUGGCUUGUUUCCCUUCAGAAGGCGAGCACAGGUCCAAGCACCCAACCCCUUGGAGCCCCCUGAGGACCAGCACAACCAGCAGAAUGAGAAUAGGAACCCAACUCCUGCUGAAGAGCUCGCUGACAGACAAACGGAGGAACCUGCUGAAGCAGCAGCAGAAGAAUCCGAUGAACGAGGAGAGAUGACGGCAGUUUUAGUGCCUCCUCACAGGGUGUCAGUCAUGUGGACGGCUUGGGUUUUCUUCAAAACGUUCUUCUCCUCUCUCAUACCCGAGGCUCCUCAGGGUGUGGCCAACUGACCAACCCCGGACGGACGACUGAUAGAGACAGCAGACUCUUUUUUUAAUUAUUAUUCAAUGGGGUACAGUAAUCUACGGAGAUGUUUUCAGUCACGCUUGAAAAAUCUUCCUUGUGGAAAGAGAAGGUAGAUGGCUGCUGCUGCUGCUGCCAACUCAACAAAGAACAAAACAUAUUCAUGUUCAUAUCAACAGUGACUGGAACCGCCCCGCUGAACUAGAACCUUGGACAGUAGUGCCUGGAUCUAUAUCCAAGCACCACUGCCCUGUCUUUUUUUCUUUCUUUUACCCUGAUAGACCUUUUGAAUUGCCAAAUAUGUGGCCUGGAAAAGUUAAGCGUGAUUAGAAACAUCAGACAAUUUUUUACGUAAAAAUACGUUGUUCAAUUAGAUCUGGCCAAACAUCUACCAAUCUGUAAGACAAGCAGCUACCUGGAUGGUGUCCUUAUCUGUGAAACCACAGUAGGUGGCAGCUGAUAGUAAAAAUCAGUAUCCUCUUAGCUGACACUGGUUUUAUUCUUCCUGUGAGGAAAUGUUAUGAUCCCUUAGGAUUCGAAAGCAGCUUGUCUUGAGUUUUCACAUUGAAAAUCCAGAUUAUCAUGAGCCCUGUUCAGUUUAAGUGAAAGUCACGCACCGACUAACUCAGUACUGUAUGUUACGACUAUCAGAAUCUAAUUUUUUUGUUUUGUUUUUGUCUAGGCAGAGAUUUAGGUUUUCUUAAAAUAAACUAAUCAAUUACAGCUUCAGCAGUAAAACUGAAGAAAGGCCAUAAAGAUUUUAAUCUUCUGAGGAAUUUAACACCUAAUGAUGAAAUGUAACCACAACUGAAUACUAAAAUUUGAAUGUCACUCAAGUUAUAGCAUUGAAAUUAUUUGACUUUGACAACAAUGUUGUCUGAAUUUAUUUGGUUUGAAAUCCCCCUUUUUAAGUUGCCAGUAAAAAUAUAGAUUUUUUUAAAAUUUAGUUUUCUUGUUUUUUUUUCAAAAUUCUUACGCAACAUUUUUACGCAACAUUUCAGUAUUAAAUAUAAAAAUUAGUAUCAAAUCAAAAAUGAGGUUGUGGUUAAAAAUUAAAUCACAACUAAACUCAUUUAAUUUAAAUUAUUUUUAAAUUGUAAAAAUUAAAAUGACCUUCUAGAAAGACAGACAGGAUUUAACCUUCAUACAUUUAGACAGAAUUUUCAGAGAUGUAUUAGUAUUAAAUAUUGUACAUCAAGUAUUCAGUAGUGGUUUACUUUUUUGUUGUUGUUGUUGCUUGUAAGUUUCAAAUGAUUUUGGCCUUUAUUUGCUUCCAUACAGUCACUGUAAUGAACACUGAACAGCAGAGACUAUAGUUUCCUGGAGCUCUUCUGUUUUGUGUGUUUCUGUUGAGUGUUUCAGACAAUGGUGAUUGAGACCAAAUAUACAAAUCGACUGCUUCAUUCUGCCAGUUAUGUACAUUUUCUGUGAAAUAAUGUAAAGCCCAGUAAAAAAAAAGGCAAGUUUUGUAAAUAUACUGUAUGAACGCACUUUACAACAUUUGUCUUAAGCAAGCUUCCUUACAUUUAAGGGGGUUAUGAUUUACUGUUAAAUAAUAAUGGUGCCUAAAGGCCUCAAAUUCAAGUUAAGUCUAUAAUCCCAUUAAAACAAACAAAAGGUCAAAUCGAUAGUAUUUGAAUUACAGUAAAAAAAAAAAUCAAACAAUUUAAAAUAUGAAAUAGUAUAUUUAGCAUAUUUAUGCAAUCAAAUCAAGUUAACAAGGACGGUCUUCGUUUAUAUCUUAUAUCACCACUUCCUGACAGCUUUAUCUACAAAAGUGCAACCGAUUCACAAGUCAGCCCAGUUGUGCAGAUAUGUGACUAGAGGCCCAAUCACUUGUUUUUAUUUGCAUUUAUUAACUGUAUUCUGUGUAUCUUUUAUUGAUCUAUAGAGAGUUUAACUGCCAAAUGUCAGGUAUUUUACACCUUUCAGUAAACAAGUGGAAAGUCAUCUGUCAGCCAAUAGACUUCAUGUACUGCAUCAGCCUCGGCUUAUUCCACAUUAGCGCUCGGAUUCCCUCGAGGGAAUGACAACAUUUUCUGACAUUGGACACUGUGUAUUGUAAUUUUUAAUGCUACGACUUUGAAUUUCUUUUGUUUGUUUGUCUUACUGUCUGAAUUGCUUAUUAAUGGAUGCUGUAGAAUGAUGAGUGUGUUGAAGGAGAUUUGCAAUAAUGAGAUGCAAUAAAUAUUCUUAGUCCUCUU
Messenger RNA from Scomber scombrus (Atlantic mackerel), 3675 nucleotides. It is a transcript of the gene herpud1, whose product is annotated as homocysteine-inducible, endoplasmic reticulum stress-inducible, ubiquitin-like domain member 1. The record is from RefSeq and is a predicted model, not a curated record. Gene Ontology annotation, biological process: endoplasmic reticulum unfolded protein response; negative regulation of endoplasmic reticulum stress-induced intrinsic apoptotic signaling pathway; endoplasmic reticulum calcium ion homeostasis. Gene Ontology annotation, molecular function: transmembrane transporter binding. Gene Ontology annotation, cellular component: endoplasmic reticulum membrane. NCBI's taxonomy places the organism in Eukaryota, Metazoa, Chordata, Actinopteri, Scombriformes, Scombridae. The coding region runs from base 181 to 1458 and encodes 425 amino acids. The transcript is spliced from 8 exons.